Messenger RNA from Choloepus didactylus (southern two-toed sloth), 1226 nucleotides. RefSeq names its product pancreas associated transcription factor 1a (gene PTF1A). Lineage: Eukaryota; Metazoa; Chordata; Mammalia; Pilosa; Megalonychidae. The record is from RefSeq and is a predicted model, not a curated record. The coding region runs from base 1 to 945 and encodes 314 amino acids. The transcript has 2 exons. Gene Ontology annotation, molecular function: RNA polymerase II transcription regulatory region sequence-specific DNA binding; DNA-binding transcription factor activity, RNA polymerase II-specific; protein dimerization activity. Gene Ontology annotation, biological process: regulation of transcription by RNA polymerase II; developmental process.
AUGGACGCGGUCCUGCUCGAGCAUUUCCCCGGGGGGCUGGAUGCCUUCCCGUCGCCCUACUUCGACGACGAGGACUUCUUCACCGAUCAGUCCUCCCGGGAUCCCCUGGAGGACGGCGACGAGCUGCUGGCCGCCGAGCAGGCCGAGGUGGACUUCCUCAGCCGCCAGCUUCACGAAUACUGCGCCCGCGACGGGACAUGCAUGCUGCUGCCUCCCGCGCCCGGCGCGCCACCUUCGGGGGACCCUGGAGACCCGCGUGGCGCCGGUCCCUGCUACGGGGCGGCCGCGGCUCCCGGUGGCCUCCCUUCAUCUCCCGGCUCGCCCUCUGGCCUGGCCUGGCCGUGCGCCGCGGCCACCGCGCUGUCCCCCGGGGAGCGCCUGCGGGGCCUGGGCGCGGCGGCGCGGCGGCGGCGCCGGGUGCGCUCCGAGGCGGAGCUGCAGCAGCUGCGGCAGGCGGCCAAUGUGCGCGAGCGACGGCGCAUGCAGUCCAUCAACGACGCCUUCGAGGGGCUGCGCUCGCACAUCCCCACGCUGCCCUACGAGAAGCGUCUCUCCAAGGUGGACACGCUGCGCCUGGCCAUCGGCUACAUCAACUUCCUCAGCGAGCUGGUGCAGGCCGAUCUGCCCCUGCGCAGCGGCGGUGGCGCGGGCGGCGGCGGGGGGCCGGGCGGUGGCGGGCGCCGGAGCGGGGACAGCCUGGGUAGCCAGGCCCGCAAGGUCAUCAUCUGCCAUCGCGCCACGCGGUCUCCGUCUCCGAGCGACCCGGAUUACGGCCUCCCUCCUCUGGCGGGACACUCGCUCUCAUGGACUGAUGAAAAACAACUCAAAGAACAAAAUAUCAUCCGAACAGCCAAAGUGUGGACCCCAGAGGACCCCAGAAAACUCAACAGCAAAUCCUCCUUCAACAACAGAGAGAACGAACCACCCUUCGAGUUAGUGUCCUGAGAAGUUCCCAAACUCGGUCAGGGACUUCGUGCGUCCCUGUGCGUAUUGUCCGUGUAAAUAUCUACAAUGGAAAUGUAAUUUAAGAUCAAAGUUUUCUAAUGGCAAUCAACUGUUUGUUAUUUAUCUAUUUAUUAUCCUGCUGAGCGAAUGAAAUGAUUAUCCCUUUAUAAAUAUAUAAUUUAUAUAAUUUAUCCUGAUUUUCUAAAAAUAUGCAAUCGCCUAUAAUUCCCACAGCACCUUUGUUGGAAGGACUCUGGCCAGGAAACUCCAUGCUAAUUUAU